UGCUUUUUCACAGAUUCAGUUUACUAUUGCCCUUAUCAGCUUCGGAUUCUCUAGCAGAUCAAAGGCAUUCUGCCCUUCGAUUUAGCUGUGAUUUUGCUCCGGGAGAACGUCUCUAUUCCGAUUCGCAUCCGAAGAUGAAUGACGCCGAUGUAUCGAAGCAGAUCCAGCAGAUGGUCCGGUUCAUCCGGCAAGAAGCUGAGGAGAAGGCAAACGAGAUCUCCGUGUCUGCAGAAGAAGAAUUCAACAUUGAGAAGCUGCAGUUAGUGGAAGCUGAGAAGAAGAAGAUCAAGCAAGAGUAUGAGCGGAAAGAGAAGCAAGUUCAGAUUCGCAGAAAAAUUGAGUACUCGAUGCAGCUGAAUGCUUCUCGCCUCAAGGUUCUUCAAGCUCAAGAUGAUUUGGUCAACGCCAUGAAAGAAGAUGCUUCAAAACAGCUUCUUAAAGUUAGCCAUGACCAUCACCAUUAUAAACAUCUUUUAAAGGAUCUCAUUGUUCAGGGUUUACUACGCCUGAAAGAGCCAUCUGUGCUAUUACGCUGUCGCAGAGAGGACACCCACUUGGUGGAAUCAGUCUUGGAUUCAGCAAAACAUGAGUAUGCACAGAAGGAGAAAGUUCAUGAGCCUGAGAUCAUUAUUGAUCAUGUCCACUUACCGCCUGCUCCAUCUCAUCACAAUGAACACGGCCCUUCCUGCUCUGGAGGUGUGGUUUUGGCUUCGAGGGACGGGAAGAUUGUGUUUGAGAACACUCUUGAUGCUAGACUGGAUGUUGUGUUCCGUAAAAAACUGCCAGAGAUUCGGAGGAGCCUAUUUGGCCAGGUUGCUGUCUGAUGUUUAAAGCCUCAUAUAUGUGCUCAUUUUCGAUGUGUUUUCUGAAUCAACUUUUAUCGGAUGCCUUAUUUUCUACUCAUGCGGUUAUUUCAUCUUCAUCUAUCAAUAAGGUGUGCCAUUCUCCUUCUCACCAUUUCGAAUUCUCGAAUCAUUUCUUGUAGGUGAAUUCUAUUUUACUUCUGAGCUUCUUCAAUAUGCCAUAUGCCAUAUUAUAAUCUUUCUUUGAUAUUUAUUCUUCAAUAAUAUUGCAGACCUUUAAGUGCA
Messenger RNA from Andrographis paniculata, 1088 nucleotides. Its product is annotated as V-type proton ATPase subunit E-like. The transcript is spliced from 6 exons. Gene Ontology annotation, biological process: proton transmembrane transport. NCBI's taxonomy places the organism in Eukaryota, Viridiplantae, Streptophyta, Magnoliopsida, Lamiales, Acanthaceae. Bases 135 to 824 code for a protein of 229 amino acids. Gene Ontology annotation, cellular component: proton-transporting two-sector ATPase complex, catalytic domain. The record is from RefSeq and is a predicted model, not a curated record. Gene Ontology annotation, molecular function: proton-transporting ATPase activity, rotational mechanism.